AAGCACACCGUACCUAAAGGCACAUUCCUUGUUUAUGACAACUACAAUAUGCUUCGGUCGGACACUCAUUGGGAUAAUGGGGGAGAAUUUAACCCUGCCCGUUUUCUAGACAAUCAUGGUUGUUGCGGUGAAUUUAAGCCGAAAGCGUUUAUGCCAUUUGGCACGGGUAGACGCAUGUGUGCCGGCAAUUAUUUUGCAUUCAACACCCAAUUUUUAUUUAUGGUCAGAUUUUUGCAGCUAACUAAUAGUCACCCUGUUGUAUUGGCGCCACACUAUUGUACGCCCGAUAUAUUGUUGCCCGAUCCCAACGCGUCACAGCUCCAUACCUUGGCCAAGCCAUAUAAAAUAAUCACAUGCCUAUUUGACGACAAAUAUAGCACCGAUGAAAUUGACUACAUUAUAGCCAGUUAUGAGCGCACGGGUGACGCGAGCCGACCCUGGCCUGUGUCGAUGGUGGGCCUGGAAAAGGAGAUAUGCAGCCAAUACAAGUCCCAAUUGCUAUACAUAAUGGAUUACGUGGUGGACACGUACCGUGAAGUGCCGGAACUGCCCACCAUAUACCGGCUGUACGUGGUGGAAAUGUUACGGUAUUUUAACCAGGUAUGCACCAACACCAACAGCAAACUGAACUCGCUGCGUUUUAUGCGUGCGAUAAACAAACGAGCUAGUGAAAUCGCACCCUAUCGCGAAAAAUUGAUUAAUGCGUUCACCAUAAUGGCACAGCAAGCGGAUAAUGGCACCUCGGACAUUGUUACACUUCACUGUUACUACGUAAACUACAUCGAUGCCACCGGGCGCGUACUUCCCGAGGACCUGUUCUCCCAUGUUUUGGCCAUGUUUGAGGGUGUGGUACACAGUGUGUCCAAUUACUUGCGCAAGCUCAACCCUUUGAUCGACGUGGCCAAGUGCGACACUGUCAAGGCCCCGGUACUAAGUUCAGAUCUGGACAUGGGUGAUAAACGAGCAUCUAUUCACAUGGCCAUCAUGGACGCCAUGUCAGUACUAUUUCACAAGAAAAAGCUCCAGGGUUAAGCUAGAAGCUAAGCAUCAAAUACCACCUUGAUGCCUUUUACAAAUUAAUAUAAAUUACAAUUACCUGAUUAUUAAUUACAUUCCAUUUAACUAACCCUGCCCCUA
Messenger RNA from Medioppia subpectinata, 1137 nucleotides. The record is from the annotation of a GenBank genome assembly. NCBI's taxonomy places the organism in Eukaryota, Metazoa, Arthropoda, Arachnida, Sarcoptiformes, Oppiidae.